Molecule: messenger RNA, 5158 nt
Organism: Xyrichtys novacula (pearly razorfish)
Lineage: Eukaryota; Metazoa; Chordata; Actinopteri; Labriformes; Labridae
Source: the annotation of a GenBank genome assembly
GUGUUUACGCACGGCGUUAUUUUGCAGAAGGACAUUUUCUCACGCCGAUGUGACCGCAGUUUGAGCGGGUUAGCGUAUACAACAGUUUUAUUUUCUUUGUUCUCGCUUGAAUAUUGCAGCUAAAGAAGUACCAUGGCGGACUCUCGGGACUUGAAGCUGGACCUGACUCUGAAAGAGCUGAGCCUGUCCUCUCAGACACAGCUCGAGGAUGUUCCCGGCAGCUCUUCCUCCGUGGAGCUGCGCGAGAACAGGCUCGUGUGUGUGGAGUAUCCGGCCGUGGUCACCAGUGUGGAGAAGAUGCUGGAGACUCUUGGAGGAGUACAGGCAGUGUCCAAAGUAAGAAAAGCAGACAUUUCAAGAGAAAACUGUUUUAAAUCUGAAAAACACACCUUAUUUGAAAGAGGGUGAUUCUGAUAGGGGAGAGUGGGGUAAGAUGAGACAUUUCUCAUAUUUCAGAUCACUACAUCAAGACAGUCAUAGUUUUGUCUCUAACUAGUGUAUCUGCUUAUAUUUCAAGAUGUUGUUCAUCCCUGCAAACCAACAGAAUGAGUGUAAACAUGACUGUCUUGAUCAUAUAGCAUGACAAAAAAAGAGGUCUCCUAUGGUCAACUUACCCCGUGUAUGGGGUAAAUUGACCAUAGGAGCGGAGUAAGUUGAGCCGUAUCCCUACUACUCCCCCACUCUUCACCCCAGCCCUCCCUCCCUCAAGUGAUUCAGAACAUUCACAGCUGUAUUUUUGAAAAGAUAAAGUAACAAAUUUCAACAACCUGAACUGAAACUCUGAUCCUCUUAUAAGACUCCUUUACUUUCUCAGUUGGUCCUCUAAACUAAAAUGGUGGACUUUUAUGUUAGGUUUUUGACCUCACGUUGUAGCUCAUAGAUACCACAAUUGAUGUAUAAAUCUAAUUUAAAAUGAUCUUUUCUGGUCUGAACACAAUUCUAAUAAAACUUAUGACAAAAUAAAUUCACUUACAAGAGUAAAAUAAUGUUUUUUUGGAAAUAAAUGUCUAACCUCUUCACCCAUGUGCUUCUAACCUUCACAGACUCCAUGAAUUGAUGCCUAUCUCCUAAAUAUCUGGUCACAUGAUCAAUUUCUCUUAUCAUUUGCAAGCAACAGGGGGUGGCUCAAUUUACCCUUUGGCUCAACUUACCCCACUCUCCCCUAUCUGUCUAGUCUGAUUCUUGUCUGCAUCUCCUGUUGAUCUCAUAGACCUUCAACAACCCAAACAGACGUCUUGAGCUGCGGUACAGAUCCAAAGACCCUUUCUGCCACCCUCUCUGCGGAAACCGCUUUUCAUCAGGCAACCUGCUUCUCAAAGUCCGGCGGCGGGUGCGGAAAAAGGACCCAAAGGAUGCUGAGAUCCACAUGGAGGUCCUCGGAGUUAUCGGGACAACAUACAAAUUCCAAGGUCACAUUUUUAAACAAAAAAUCCUGAAAUUUCAAGAAAAAUAUUAUCCAACACAGUGGUUCUCAACUGGUCUCACUCUGGGACCCACAUUUUCCCAUGGUCCUUAAGUCGCGACCCUCUUUUAUAGAAUUCAAAAAACCUUCAAAGACUCUAAUCUUUACCAUGAAUCCACUUGUUUUAUUAAGUAAAGUGCAUUUCAGAGCACAUGAAGGGGACAACGUGAGGACGACAACUACUGAAGAUGCAUAGAAAAUAUUGAAUAUCUAAUAAUUAUCACAUUAAAUAUUUACUUUUUUUACCAGCUGUUCGUGACCCAUCCAGAACGUGUCCGUGACCCACUUUUGGGUCGGGACCCACCAGUUGAGAACCACUGAUCUAACAUACAGGAGUACUGUGUUCAGAUAUCACUUUCUUCUUUACCUCUUUUAGUGAAUUAGUUUCUCUUCACAACAAUCUAAUUGUUGGAAAUUUGUGUAAUAUUUUUUUUUCCUUAAAAGAAGUCAUUAUUUUUAGAAAUCACACACUUUUUUAAUUAAAAGGUUAAGCCAGUUUGUUGUUUUCAUUAUUUUUAUUUUGCAGGGAUGGCAGACUUUCAGUGCCUUGCCGUAAACGUAGAAGGUGGAAAAGUCACAUCUUUGUACGACAAAAUCAUCCUCCGUAAAUCAGAAAAGCAGGAGUUCUUUGAGAAGCCCAUGCCAUUCUUUCUUCCACCUGCUAUCUUCUCCCGCCUCGACACUCCCGUGGAUUACUACUACCGGCCGGAUAUCUUUCAGAAGUCAGUGUGAUGGCUCUGUGGUCGAUCUUGCAGCUUCUGCUUGUGUUGUGUAUAAUGUUUCUUUAAAGAAAAGUAUUCCUAAUAUUUCCUCAUCCUUUUCUUUUAACAGCCAGAUGCCCGUGAAGGUGUCAAACUUCAUCGGUUUGAACCGCUGCCGCCGGCCUCACAAUGCAGUAUUUGUCAGUUACACUGAUCCCACCGUACCUACUGAAUGUCUCGAGGCAGCCAAGGUGAACUGGAAACGAGUCUGUGCGAAGGAGAGUGACAUACAGGCGGAACAAGACAUGAAAAAAGUAUGUGUGCUGUUGUAGUGGGACAAAUACCAAAACUAGCAGGGUCAACUGUUAUGAUCUUUGAGUCCUCAGGCAGUACUGUAUUUAAAACAAAUAAAACUCUGUAGUUGAAAUCACUGCAGGGGCUUAAAAAAGUUCUAAAAAAAUCAUUGUGUGCGAACACAGUUUAUCACUGCAUCCACAACUGCAGGUUUAAACUAUACUGCACAUAGAGGAAACCAGAUAUAAACAUGAUCCAGAAACUUCAGAGACCUCUCUGUGCCCAGGCCCAUGUGAGGUGGACUAAGACGAAAACCUUACAUUUCAUUGCUUGUUUUCUUGCUGUAUAAAUCACAUAAUGACUCUUUGUUUUCAUGAAUUUGUAACAUAUUGAAACCAACACCAUGAAAACAUGUAUUGAAAGUUUAAAAGUCAUCUUCUUCCUGUCAUCAGUAUAUUUAUUUUUCCACACAUGUUCUGUUUCAACAUUGUUGAUAAUGUCAUAGUUGGGUCACAUUAUGUAACAUAGGUCUACCAUGGCUUAACCCUUAUUUUUGGGCUUUAAUCUUAUCUUAAACCAAACUGUGUGUGUAGAUGUUUGAGAACCGACCCAUCUGGUCGCGGAACGGAGUCAAGGCCAACAUCAGCAUCCAUCCUGAGAAACUGAAACUGCUGCUGCCUAUCUGCGCCUACUACAUGGUGAGCCGGGGGGGACACAGUGUGCCGGGUUUCCAGUGCGGGCCUCUAUGUUAGGGGGGUUAUGGUUCCAGGCAUUCUUACUUGAAUGAAAAGUGAGCACUCAGUCUCAUUGAGGUGCUCUGUAGUCACUAAACACGCCUACUCUGCAGAUAGUUUCAGUUCUCUACUUGGAAAAAAUUACAAAGUUGUAUAGAAAUGUCCAACAAUAUCCGAACAGAGAACUGAACAUUAUUCUUGUUCAAGGAUAAACAUCUGACUUUCCUCCGUAGGUGACAGGACCUUGGAGAAGUCUGUGGGUGAGGCUAGGCUAUGAUCCCAGAAAGUGUAAGGAGGCCAAGAAAUACCAGCUGCUGGACUUCAGGAUAAGAUGUAGUAAUAAGCACGGUGAGAUGAUGUGAUGGGGCUAGGAAACAUUUACAGUGUGUUUCCUACAGAUUUCCUGAAAAGCCUUUUUGAUUGAAGCUUUUUCUGAGACUGACACUAGCAAUAAUAUAAAGUCAAGGUAAAAUCUUUAAAUUUUUAAACACGAGCAGAUUUUUCUCGAUAAGACUUUCUUCAGUGAUGUCUCCCUCUGUCAGUAUUAUCUUCUGAUUCUUACAAACUGCAGCCAAGAUCGUUCCGCCUGACACUGACUGCCGGUUUCUCCUCUGUCCUGCUCUCAGGGUACUAUGACAUGCCAGUGAAAGCCAAGAGGAGCGCCCUGAACUACAGUCUGCCUAUAACUGUCAACAAAGCCGGUGCGUUCAGGUGGUUUUAUUUAUCUAGUACAGAAGAACGCAAAAGAUAUUUAAGCUGAAGAUGUCCUUUGAAACACUCAGCGGGAUCAGUCCAGUACAAACAAAGUUAUUUAUCCCCAAUGCAAUUUUGUUUUCAGGUCCUCACGUUGCGAGCGUGAUGGAUAUUCCAACUCAGGAGGCUGCCAGCACCAGUCGAGAACCUGCACCCGUCUCUUACCAGCUGAAGGUCUGUAGAUGUCUUUGAACGUGUUAAAACCUAGAAUCACGUGAUAGUUGGAGGGUCGUCUGGUCCCUGUGAGCAUUUUCUUGAAAUCUGUUGACUGCUGCAGUACCAAAGAUUUUUGUUUUGUCCCCACAGGAGUCAGCUUACAUUUUCAGAGAGGGCAUGCUGCCUCCUCACAGACAGAUGUUUUACCAGCUUUGUGACCUGGAGGUGGACAGGUAAUAUCACACUGCUAAUCAAGAGUGUACGAAUUUGUAUAUGAGUGUCUACCAAUACCAGAAAAACCAUGAUAAAGUGCUGUUUAGGGUUUAACUUGGCUUACUUGAAAUGGGAAUAUAUUGUGAUCAGAUUCUAGAUUAAAAUGCCCCCUUGCUCACUCCUUCAUCUAUGAAACAUCAUUGACCUUAAAAGCACUAACUACUGCAGUGUUAACAUCUAUCUAUCCCUCUAGUCUUAAACAGGUGAUCGAGCAAAAAGGCAACGAGGAGGUGUGUGACGAGAGGGACGGGUGGUGUGCUGUUGGCACCACAGACAAGCUGAGGGACAUGAUCUCAACCAUGAUCAAGAAGAUCAUCCGAGUCAAGAAACCCGGUAAGAAAACCAGAAAUUCAUGACAAACUCAGACAUUUCUAAAAGCACGGAACCCACAUCACUGACACGUAAUGUGUAACCUGGCCUCAGCAGGUGUUGUUUUACUUAGAUGUCCCGUGUUAUUUCUCUCCUCAGAGGUGCCAGACUACCCCAAAAAACGCAGACGAUUGGGUCUGAGUAAAAAAUAUACAGAUGAGGAUUCAGAGGAAGAGAAGCAGGAUGAUGAAGACGAGGAUGAUGACAAUGACGAUGAUGAUGAUGAUGACUUUCAGCCAUCUGAAGGGAGUGAGAAUGAAAUGGAGACAGAAAUGCUGGAAUACAUUUAACAUCAAGCAAAUUUUUAGGUUUCUUUGAUCAUGACUGUGAAUAUGUCUCAUUAUUCAUUUUUGUCAGUGUUGAUAUGUUCAGCGAUUUUCAAAGGAAAUGUAAAUAAAAGAGAAAUAUUUCUUGUA